UGCAGCUUUUUAAUUUGUACUCGAUCCACUUACAAAUAUUUUGUCCCAUAUCUAACGCAUUGGCAGCCCUUGUAAACAUUUACCUAGCUACAAAACACUUCAGUUUCUUUAGUCCUUUUGUGUAAAGCUUUUGUGCCUGCUGGUCUCAGGCCCAACCAUAUGACUUCUAUCCUGUACCUUCCUUUAUACGUGUAUGACUGUAGCUUCAGUUGUAUGAACAGUACUGUACAAACUUGCCUAUGAGGUAGCCAUGGGAGGUGACAAAGUCUGCAAACAGUACUACUGUGUCUUAAUAGUGAUAUGCAGCUGAAAGAAUCCAGUUACUUUAUCAUGUAUUUGAUUUUGAAUGCCUUUUGUCUGGAUUUCCUUGUGCAGAACCUGACAGCUCACCCCUUUCUUAAAGGAAUGCUGAAGUUAGCAAGAUGUUCUUGAAACAGUGUCAGAUUUAAAAAUUCAUCCUGUGUGAAAAUUCUGGUGUGGUAGCAAUUAUCUGCAUUUUAGGAUUUUCUUUCUGUGUAACAGAAGUGGGUAGCAGGGGACUGGUCAGCCUGAAAAAUAUCAUAUAAUUCAAAAGGCAAUAAACCUGUGUGUAAAUAGUUUUGUAUGAGGAAAUAAAAUACCAUCAGGUAGAUUGAAAAAGUGCAAUGAAAUACAAUUUCCACAUCUUAGUAACUUUGAGUUACUUGAUUCGUAGCAAAUUUUUUCUCCCUAGAGGUCAAAAAUAUGUUGAGACUAUAUGAAACAAUUUCAUAUAAGGUGUGGUUUCACAGAAUAAGUCUGGUGUUGACGUAAGCUCUCUGCAAAUGUACUUGCUACGAUGCUCUUUGGCUUGCUUGAAACUGAUGCUAAAUGCAGGUACUACUUUUACAGAGGUAGGAAGUGCUCUUACCAGCAAGGGAACGGAUUCUAUGGCUAGGCCAUUAAUACCCAUUAAUGCUUCUGUGCCAUCUAGCAAGCUUCCAUGUCUGAGAGAAUUUGUCUUCAGUAAAAUCCACCAAGAAUCAAUGGCAUGAGGUUAUUGCAGCAACGAAGACUAAGGGAUGUGUCUGCAGGAAUGCAUAGGAGGUAUGUAUCCAUGAGGAUAUAAAGCCUGAUAAGAUCUUUUUAAGUAGUCCAGCCUUCUCUUGUCCAAAUGUUAAUAUUGACCUGGACUGAAUCUGUAGGGGAGACACAGUACGGAAGCUAUUUAGGGACACUUAAAAUGAAUGAGAACGAAAUGUAUACUUGUACAAAUGAGCAAUGCUAUUUCUACAAGUCACUGCAAUCCCUACAGGUUGUUUUCCUAAACUAAUUGUAAAAGGAAGACUACCUUUACCUGCUGCUGCCUCCUUGAGGAAGAACUGUAACUGUAAAAUAUCAUACAAUAAAACAUGAGAACAAUAUUUGAGGAAAAACUACUUUUCAAGAUCACAAGUUUGUUUUCUGUGACAGCAGCCAGUCUAUCUAGCCAUUAGCUGCCCAAAAAAGUCUUCACUCAGUGCACAAUCAGAUAGGUAAAUGCAUUCUGCCCUAAAUAUGAGAAAACAAAACUGGAGACAGGUCUCCUCACACUCAUCCAUAAAAUUCAACCAAGAAGUAUCAGCAUUUCUCACAAAGUGGGUCUUUAACUGGGACCUCAUCUCUGCACUUGUACCCAGGUUGUAUGUAAGCAAAAAGUAAAAGAAACAAGUUACAGCCACUAUAUCAGUCAAACAUUUACUCUAUUUUGUGAGUUUAUUGGUGCAAAUAUUUUUCCUGUGAGUGGCGUUUAUCUUUUCACCUUAUACAGAGGGUGAGGUUCUUAUCUUAACUCUCAAGCCAAAGGAGAAAUACUUUGUUCUAAACUCUCAAGAUUGUUUCUUACCCAGUCUGUCCUUUAAAUACCAACAGCAUUUAACUUUUCUCAAGGUGAUAAGCUCUUAAUGAGGUGUUACAACUUCAGUUAUUUUAUGAAAUUCAAAAUUAAUGUAUGGUUGCAGAUAGACUUGCUUGAAUUUUCAAAAGGAAUAAAUUAAUACACACAUGGUAUCAAUACAGGAGAAAGAUUUAGAUUAGUGCUAAAUAAUAACCCCUUUGAAGUUUUCUUGUUAUUUUGAGAUUAGCUGUGGCUAAAACUCAAGUUUUAGACUUGACAGAAUUACUUCUGAUGGAUAUGGUUGUUGUAUGCAACAAGAAUCAUGCUUAUGCUUUGAGGUAGCUUCAUAAACAGCUUCCAAUACUAACAUGCUGAAAAAUAUGCGUUGGAUGGUAACAGUAUUGUUCUUGGAUGCUGUAGAAGUAUGCAAGAAAUGUUACAGCUGGUUCUUGGAGAGGUGAGAUCAUAGCCGAGACUUAAGAAUUCAGACUCCUUGUGCAGCUAUGACAGAUCAGUUGUGUACUUUCCUUGUCAAAUGGGAGAUAAACGUCUCUCCGAGGACUUAGUGUAGUAUGCUUGAUUUUUAAAAGUGCUUUGGAAAUAUGAAGCGUGAAGUGACUUGAGGAAGUAUUUUCUAUUUUACCAGCAUUUCUUGUUACAGCCAUUUAGAAGUGUUGCUAAUAAGAUAUAAUUUCCUGUUCUUCCAAUUAACAUUCCUUUCCACUUGAACUACUACUUUAUUACCUGAAAGUAUAAGGAAAUACCUUGCAUUUCAUCAGUGUGAGAGAUUUAUGCUGGGCUCUGUGUUACAUUUAAAGUAUUUAAGUGCAUAUUUAUUACCACCCAUGUUUCCGUUCUAGAGGAGAAUAUGGUUCUUCCUCUGUAGUGCAAUGAGUUUUUUUCAGAAUGCUUUCUUUGAGCACCUGGUGUAAUACCCAGUUACUGAUAAGACUAUUUUUCUUUUUGUAUAUAGUCACAGAUGCAUUGGCAGUGCUCAGAAGCAUGCAAUAGAGCUCGAGGGACAGAUGAGAAUAGAUGAUGUGAUGAGAGCUAGUGAAGGUAGGGACGUCAUCCAGUCCGGGGGUUCGUACUUGAAUAAAAACAUCCUAUUGGUGUGGCUAAAACAGAUGAAUUUGUCUCAUAAUCUGGCAUGCCUAAAGAAGUUCUUAAAAAAUAAGCAGCCUAGUUUUUCACAGCUGCAAGACAAAAUGGGAGAGAAGAUGAAACAGCAGAAAGCAAAUAAGAGAUGCUAAUACAUGUAAAGGAUGUCCCAACAUACUGCAGAGAGGAAUACUGAAGUUGCAAUAGCUAUUUUUUUUUUCUAUUAUUAGACUGACAGCUUAAUGUAAGAGAUACUAUCUCUAUUUGCAAGCCUUGCCUCUUGUUUUAGACUCAUGGCUGUAACAUUGUUACCUCUAUGGACAAGAAGGGUAUUCCUGUCAUGAGACACUGGAUUUUUCAGUGGUUUCCAUUUUUUUUCCAUUUUAUUUCUUUGCUAUUAUUCUAGAUAGUGCAAACCCAGUUAAAAAAAUAAAAAUUGUUCUUAUCUUUCUGUUGGAAGAUGCAAAGGAUUUGGAAGCUUUAUGCUGAGGAGAAAGCACUGAAUAUAUAAACAGGUUAUUGUGCCUUUCUGAAUACUACAUGAGGUUACAUAAAUGGUUUGAACUUUAAAGUUCAGAAAUUUUAAAUCAUAGUAGCUUAAAUCUAACAACAUCCUUCAUACUUUUUCUGUAAAACAAAGUAGGUAUCUUUUUGCAAACUUAAAGUAAAUGGGAUAAAAUUAAAUGCAAAAAUUACUUGCAAAAGACAAUCUGGGCAUUUUAUUAAAUAUUGAAAUGCUAUUUACUGUCUUUCAAAAAUAUUUCAGAUGGUUACUAAGUGGAGCUGUAUAAUGUAGAAAAAAUAAGAUUCCUUGAGUAAUCAUGCAAAGUUGGUAGCUUGAAAAAAAUGUCAGUAAUUCAACAUGUGACCUUCCCUGUAUUUUGACUAUAUUUAAACUGAUACUUUACUUGUUAGGAUAGUGAAUAUAAAUAUUUAUCCCAAUCUUACAGGUAAGACAAAGGUCAUGAAGCCAUUUGGUCAAAGCAGCAGAAAUGCAUUGUCUAUCUUGUUCUUUUUAGCACUGUUUUCUUGAGAGAUUUAGCAGUGUCGUAAAGCUCAUGUGGAUGAUAUAGUUUAUAUAGAAUAAUCAGGAGGAAUCUCAUUUAGUGGUAUUCUUUUCCGGGCAUCUAAAAUAAAUGUUGACUAGCUGUGUGUUUAAACUUAAAUCCAGAACUGCUAAGUGCAGUAAAGGAAGCAACUGAUGUAAGAACUAUAACAGUUAUAGCAGAACUUUAACUGUAAAGGCUUCCUACUGUAAAUGCGUGUUCAGUAUUAUUACAUAACUGCAGCAGUGGGCUUUUUCUAAUAUGGGAAUAUUUCUUGUCUAGCAGAUCUUGUUAAGUCUUUUCUUGACACUCCCAUGACUCUGGUUCUAAACAUACCACUUCACAUGCUUUCUCCUAUUUGAGAUAACUUAGUUUCGUAACAGUUAAUCUGUGAUGUACAACAGAAGCCAGAACUAUUUCAUUCUGGUCUUAAAGCUUCCCAAGUAUGCUUUCCAGAUCACACUGGAGUUUAAUCUAGUGCACCUUUCAAACAUACACAGUACAGACCCCUGGGGACUACAGCAUAAAUGGUAAAGGAGUGGCUGAGCAGAGAACAGGACUGUGUUGUUAAGGAGUGCAAAUACAUAGCAAGAAGUCUGCCCAGACCUGGGGAGUUCACAAUUGAAACAAAGGAAACAAAAGAGUGUUUGGAGAUUUACGCCCAGAGAUGCAAUGUGUUUUCUCUCUAUGCAGUGCUGGUCAGUGGAAGAUCAGGUUCUGCAAAUACCUUACGAUUUUUCAGAUAAGUGCUUUUUAAGUUGCAAGUGAAGCAUAGAAGGGUCUGUCUGGUGCUAUUGUCAGGAAUGACAUCGGGUAGAUUCAAAUCAAUGGGGCUGUUCCUACUCAAAAAAUGAUCUUGUGGAGAAACCCUGCAAACUGGUAGCUCUUUUUUCUGUUUCUUCAAGUACCUCUUCAAGCCUGAUUUCUUUGAUCUUCACAGCAAACCACAGGCUAUAAAUCUGGCAUUUCUUUAUGAAUGCUGAAGUGAAUUUAAAUUUCUUCCAUUAUUCAGCAAUAAUAUGGUGUUGCCCAAAGCCAAGAAAAGCUUUGGAUGACAAUGCAGGCCUGUUGUCUUUGGCUCUGCAAGCACUGAAAAGUAGUUUUAUAUAGUAUUCUUACAGUAUUUAGUAUUUAUAUAGUAUUUUUAAUAGUAAUUCACAAUGAGAUUAAUGCUCUGGUGUCUGGUUAGUGCUCUAGUUUCUUCAGGGAAGUGGAUGACAUUUUAUCUGGCUUUGCUCAGGUUUGCUCUCCACAGCGUCUAACAGAUUUCCCUCUCUCGGGGCUGUGGCUGUCUGCAGAUGGACUCCAGUUAGACAUCGCAAGCCAGUCAGUGUGAACUCCUGCAUGCUGCUUUGUCUCUGCUGCCACAGAGUCCCCUUGACCCUAGUAUAAAUGCCCCAUACAGGCUGAGUGGCCCAGGCACCUUUCAAGGGCGGGCUGCUGCUGACCCCUUGCAGCUGAGAGGAUUUCUCAGUGAGCACUCUCCCUGCUCCAGGCAGUGCUCCUUGAGGCACAUUACUCAGCAGGUAGGGCAGGAAGAACAGCUACCAUGAACAGAUGGCCCUUUCUGUCUCUGUUCGAUCUGCCAUCUUGAUCAUCUGUCUUUGUCUAAAAUGCUGCUUUGGUUUCAGAUUGGAGUGUAAAGGAGCCUAACGCAGAAGAAUCCGGAAGGUUGCAGAAGUUUCCACAGCGUGCCUCCUGCAGCUCUGUCUGUGGGGAGGGUGCCAGGAGCUUUCGGCAGCUUGGGUGUGGGGUCAGGGUCUGGGCUCUGCUCUGCCUCACAGAAACCAGGCUGCAGGCUGUUUAAAUUCUCAUUUGCACGCAGGGAAGCGCAUGGCACAGAGCGAUUAUGAGCACUUAAAAGCUGUGCUGCCAGCUGCAGCCGCCUUUAAUAUCCAAGUGAGUCAAAAGGCAGCACUGAGUCCAGCACCUGAUCUCUGAGUAUCUAACCUCCCCUCUAGCCUGCAGUGCGGGCUUGUGGAAGCACAUCACUAGAAAAAGAAAUUUGUUUUUUAAGUGUGGCAUGGGAGAAGCUGUGCCUGACGAAGCGCUGCUCCGUGACCGAAGCGGUACGGCUGUAACCAAGUCCUUUAAACCAGCCCUGAGGCCCCCUCUCCUCACAGAGCCCCCCGCGGGGGGGGGGGGGGCGCUGGGCGGGUGUCCCACCCCCCCUCCUACCCGCCGCGCCCCCGCCCGCCGCCGCUGGGUGGCGCGCGCGACCCGCUGAGGGGAGGCGAGGCGGCGGGCAGGCCCCGCCGGGGGCCGUGAGGCGGAGCGGCGGCCGGGGGCGGAGCGGGGGCUGCCGGCUGCUCGGCCGGGGCCCGGCGAGGCGAUGCUGCGGCCGGGGACACCGCCGGAGCCCCGGGCGGGGGCUGAGGACAGCGAGAUGGAUGUGGCUGCUACUCUGUCAUUUGUUUUUGUGGAAACCGAGUCCUCUGGCGGCUAAGGUGGCAGCGCUGGAGGAGGCCGUGGAGGAGCUGCUGGGCCAGCUGGAGGCCUUCUGCGGGCUGACGGAGGCGAUUAGAAGCGAUACAUCAGAGAUCCUGGAAGAGACCAUUCCACUCAUUAAAGACAAGGCAUUUGUUAAAAUGGUUGCACACCAUGUUUCCUUCCUAGAAGAGCAAGUGCUUGAAGCAGAGAAGAGCCAUGGAACUUUUCUUAAUGCUGUUUGCAAAUUGUUUCAAUGUGCAACUAUCCCAUCUUUUAAAAACAGUCGUCCUCCAUCAGUAGCACACUCCUAUGAUCUGCCAAAACUCUACAGAACUGAAGACUAUUUUCCUAUGAACUACGUUGCUCAUCAGAUGUUAAAUCCAGAAGAUGCAGCCAACUGAAUCAGUGCCUGAUUUUCAGGUAGCUAAAUCUUUACUACUGCUUACAAGAGGCACUAUUGCACCAAAGACUGUGACAGCCCCAGUGUUUACUGUGAACAGCUGCAGGCAAAGACGUCUUCGAAGAAGGGCUGCAACAUCUCCAGCUGUAAAAUGGCAGCAAGCUACCAUCAUGUUUGCAGAGGUACCAUAUUUUUUACUCCAAGGGCUCUAAUUUCUAAAUUGGUUUGCAUUUCUAGCAGAUGAGUCUGAGCACUCCAAAGAGCUAAAUUACCAUGCAGCAUAAAUGCAUUGCCAGUUCAUAAACCAAAAAUAAAUGUUCAGGGGCUACUACAAAAAACAUUUUGUAACUCCAGAUAAAAGUCUUACAUAAAAAUUAAUACAGGUGCAAUUUUUAAAAAAGGGACCUACCUACUGUAAACACCUACUGUUUGUCAGUUUUACAUAUUUGAUGCCAAGGUCUUGAUACAGGUACCUUAGAACUCAUAACAGAUCUUGAACUGACUGCUUCUUAAAAGUGAAAUUUACACUUCCAUACAACUUUUCUAAUAAUUUACCUCAUUUGUCAUUGCACACCUUUUUUUUUUUUUCCUAUC
This is a messenger RNA of Anas platyrhynchos (mallard), 7405 nucleotides long. RefSeq names its product breast carcinoma amplified sequence 4 (gene BCAS4). Lineage: Eukaryota; Metazoa; Chordata; Aves; Anseriformes; Anatidae. The record is from RefSeq and is a predicted model, not a curated record. Gene Ontology annotation, cellular component: BLOC-1 complex.